Molecule: messenger RNA, 1120 nt
Organism: Leptopilina heterotoma
Lineage: Eukaryota; Metazoa; Arthropoda; Insecta; Hymenoptera; Figitidae
Exons: 4
Coding region: 112-1086 (324 amino acids)
Source: RefSeq, a predicted model, not a curated record
CCGGCCGCAACCUUUAAAAAUGUCGGUCUUAAAAUAAUAAACAAAAGAGAAAUUACAAGAAUUACACUUUUAUUGUUGUAGAAAAAUAAAGAAAAUUGCCUAUAUUAAAAUAUGGAAAAUUCAAACUCAUUAUUUAUUCAACCGGCUCAAAAUUAUAGCCGGGAAGAUAAAUCUCCCAAUGAAUUGUCAACAAAUGUAAAAAGCAAUAACGAUUGUUCUGGUAUUUUGCAAUGUUUUGUUUGCGAUUCACUAGUGCAGGGUAAACAUUAUACCCUCGCCUCGUGUAAAACUCAGAGUACAAGAACUCGAGUUAUUGAAAAAUUAGGAGAACUCAUUGGAGAAAGAUACAUGAUUAUCAUAUCAGAGGAAGACAUUAUUUGCCGUAGUUGUGCAAAUUUAAUAAAUACAUUAGAUCGUUUAGAAAUGGAAAUGAAAACAGUUAAAGGAAAUGUUCUACGUUAUUUGGAACGUAAAUAUUCUUUUGACAAUGCUGACCUUAAUACUAAUGAUUCAAUUAAUAAAUCAACACAACAAUUAAAAGUCACCGCGACUAAAGAAAAGAAACAAAAUAUUCUCAACAAUUUAACAGCGACAGAUAAUAAAAAAUUAAUUUCCUGCGACAAAUGUCGAUAUUCAACUAAUCAUCAGACAUUUAUGAUUCAUCAUCUCAGACAGCAUAUAAAUAAGAAAAUUAAUUGCGAUAAAUGUGGUGUUCAAUUUCUUGGCAAUAGUCAACAAAAUAAUUCACACUGUUGCAAGAAAAUGAAAAAAACAAACGAAAAUGUUACAGAAUUUGAAGAUGAUGGAGGGAACGCAAAAGAAGAAAUUUCACUUCCCGUUCAAAUUUCAAAGGUUGAAAAUAUUCUGAUGAAGGAUGAAAUUAAUAUUGAAUCAAAUCUGUCGGAUUUAAUUGAAGAUGAACAUAUUCAAAAGGAAGAACAAUUAAAAAAUUAUCAAGAUUCACAAAGUAUAUCAAUGACGGAUGAAAAUAGAUUAGUUGAAAAUAAUGAUAAUUCUUUGAGACAAAUUUUAAAAGUACGAGAAGAUGGAAGUUUAGAAAUGAUACAAAUGUUAAAUGAAAAUUAAAACUUUUAAAUAAAAAUAUAAUUUCUAUACUACA